Messenger RNA from Aegilops tauschii subsp. strangulata, 1473 nucleotides. Lineage: Eukaryota; Viridiplantae; Streptophyta; Magnoliopsida; Poales; Poaceae. The record is from RefSeq and is a predicted model, not a curated record.
AUGGUAUCCGUGGCCCCGCUCUCUCUCUCGCGAGCCCCUUCUGCCUCGGUGAUUGGGGUGGCGGACAGCUCCGCAGAGCCCCGCCGCGUGGAUCCACUCGCCGCCCACCAGGCGGCGAUGGAGAAGAACACGCGGGAGGUGCGAGAGGAGCGGGAGGCCGCGGCCCGGGAGAAGGCGGAGGCGGCCAAGGCGGCGCAAGCGAAGGCCGAUGCAGUGGCCAAGGCACAGGCCGAUGCAGCGGCCAAGGAGCAGGUGCCGGAGGGCCAGGCGCCGACUGGAGGGGCCGGCGGCGACCAGUCGGCCUUGGAGAGGGGAGGGGGCGACUCCGUCGUCUUGGAGAGGGGAGGGGGCGACUCCGUCGUCUUGGAGGUGGAGGUGCCACCACGCGCGCCAACUACCGACGCUCGGGGCAGUCGGCCUGAAGCACCGCCGGUGUCACCAUCUGGCGGGGCAGCUGCCGAACUGCAGCAGCGCCUGGACAAGGUCCAGACCGAGCUUCACGCCAAGGAGCAGGAGUACAGCCAGGCGGCCCAGGAGUGCGACCGCCUGCCCAAGGAGCUGGCGGACCAGGCGGAGCAGCACAAGGCGGAGCUCCAGAAGCUGAAGGAGGAGGAAGACUCCCUCAAGGCCGAGUUCAAGACUCAAUGCUCGAACUGGGCCGAGAAGGAGAAAUUCUUGACCGACGGCCACGAAUUCCUUCCUGGUCACUCCGUCGCCAUCAGCCAGGACACCGAGGCGCGUCGCGACAUGCGAAGGAGGGCGGGCCCGGACAUCGCGCCCAACCCGCCCCGGAAUCUCGGCGAGCAGCUCCUCACCGUCAAGACGCACCUGCAGCCGGCCCAAAGGAUGCUCCACCGCCUGCAGCGCGCCAGAGUUCAGGUGCUGACCGCCCUCUGGCCAGACGCUCAAGUUCCAUGCACCCUCAGUCAGACUGCCGACUGGUUGGAGGUAGCUGCCGGCCGCUUCGAGGCUUGGAAGGGCGCCGCCGCUCAGGCAGGUGCGUGGACGGCCUUGGAGUUCACCAAGGCGUGGUAUGCUGGGCUGGACCUGGCCCAGCUGGCCACCUUUCGGCAGGAGGCCGGACCGGAGCUGCUGGCGGUGGGCCGCGCGCUUACUCAACGCGCGGCGACGAUCGCCGAGUAUGCCAAUAGCACCGUCUUCAUCCCCGAACUGGACGAGGAGGGCGCCGAGGUGCCGUCCAACUGGUUCGGGCUGAACCGGGCGGACGGGGAGGACUUGGCGGAAGAGAUCGCUUCCAGCGAUGAGGGAGAGGACAAAGAGGACGAGGACGACGAAUACGCCGCGCCGGAGAACCGGCCUGAGCCUGACCAAGCCUCGACCAGCGAGCUAUGCAAUGCCGCGCCGACUGCUGCCGACGCCGACCAAGCCGAGACCAGCCAGUCGGCCGCUCCAACAUCCAGUGCCGCAGCCUCCGCCAGCCUGUCGGACCCGCCUGCUGCUCCUCUGGCAUAG